UUAUUUGUUUGGUGAAUUUUCUCAUUUAAUAAAGUUGGGUGAAAAAACCUCUCUUGACCUGAGACCCCAGUUUUCUUGGAAAACCACUUCCUCUCUCUCUCUACAAAACCCCCCACAAAUCCCCAUGUUUUGGCACAUACCCACCUAUUUUUCUCACUCAUUUUCUCGCCUCCCAAACAAAAACCCAACUUCAAUUCAUACUAAAAAGAGUGAUGCGAUUAAGCUGUAAUGGAUGUCGAAUUCUCCGGCGAGGGUGCGCCAAGAACUGUUCCAUCAGACCUUGUCUUCUCUGGAUCAAAUCCUCACUCUCUCAAUCCAACGCCACUCUCUUCCUCGCCAAAUUCUAUGGCCGCGCUGGUCUCAUCAACCUCAUCAAUGCCGGUCCUCUCCAUCGCCGACCUGAUAUAUUCAAGUCAUUGCUAUACGAAGCUUGUGGUCGUAUUGUGAAUCCAAUUAGCGGCUCAACCGGCUUGGUCCAGUCAGGAAGCUGGCACUUAUGCGAAGCCGCAGUGGAAGCCGUACUGAGAGGUGAGCCUAUUAAGCCGGCUUCUGAUGAGUUGGUGGGGAAUUUGAGCUGUGAUAUUCGCCACGUGGCGAAGAGAGAGAGCUCUGUGUUGUGUGAUCGGCUUAAGGUUCAGACUCGGCGACGGCUCAGGAGGAAGAAGGUGGCUAAGGUUGAGGAAUCGGAGACCGAGUUUGGGACUGAGUCGGCUCAGUUGGUUUUGUCUGGGCCGCCUGUGAGUCACGACUCGGAGGAGGAAACUCGGCUGCAGCAGCGGCUGAGUCAGGGUGGAGCCGAUAGCGGAGAGGAGGAUAGUGGCGGCUCGGUGGCUUUGGUUGUGAAGCCGAAGCUCGGCUUGGGUGAUGAAGUAGAUUUGGAGCUGACUUUGGGCUCUGCAUUGUGGAAUUUUGACAACGGAUUUUAAUUUUUUAAAAUUUAAUUUUACAAAAUGAAAAAAUAAAUAAUUUACAUAUUUUUUCAAAAAAGAAA
Messenger RNA from Cannabis sativa, 991 nucleotides. RefSeq names its product LOB domain-containing protein 40. The record is from RefSeq and is a predicted model, not a curated record. Gene Ontology annotation, biological process: regulation of gene expression. Bases 213 to 926 code for a protein of 237 amino acids. NCBI's taxonomy places the organism in Eukaryota, Viridiplantae, Streptophyta, Magnoliopsida, Rosales, Cannabaceae. The transcript has 2 exons.